Messenger RNA from Knipowitschia caucasica, 744 nucleotides. The record is from the annotation of a GenBank genome assembly. Lineage: Eukaryota; Metazoa; Chordata; Actinopteri; Gobiiformes; Gobiidae.
AUGGAGGAAUUAUCUGCAGAACUGAAAACCUUUCUUCGGAUCCAUCCCUUCUUUGAACUGACACAGGACAGAAAGGUCAAAUGCACGCUGAAUGGCCACGAGUUCCCGUGUAGCGUUCCAGAGCUGCAGAAGUUUACUCAAGCAAAGAAAUACAAAUCUCUGUCUGCUGCAGCGGAUUUCAACUACAGCCAGUUCCAGCCACACAUUGUUCCCAGCACCAAGCAGCCAAACCAGCUCUUCUGUAAACUGACGCUGAGGCACCUGAACCGACAGCCACAUCACGUCUCCAAACAUGUCGACGGCAAACGCUUCAAAAAGGCUCUGGCUAAAUAUGAGGAUUGCCAGAAACGAGGGGUUGAAUUUGUUCCUGCUAGACUGAAGCAAAAGAGACCCAAAGACCUGGACCAGGAUGGCGGACCCGGGAACUCUUCAAAACAUGCAAAUGGAAUGUGGGAAAACACGUCCAGCGACGGCUCGGACUCCGAGGACAGCAUGAGCGACCUUUACCCAUCUUCUUUAUUCACGCUGAAAAAUUCUGCUGAACAAAAAGAAGAGGAGUGUGCGGAGGACGAUGACUUCCUGUCGGAGGAGGAAGUGGAGAUGGAGCUGGAGAAGCCGCUGGAGAAGCCGCUGGGGGCAAAGCGUAAAAAGACCCAGAACUCAGGCUUUCAAAAGAAGUUCAGGAACAACAACUGGAGAGCUCCUCGUUCAAAGAAACAGAAGAAAGUGCCACAAGUGAAAUAA